UUUCUGUGCCCAAACUUUGAAAGUGCAGAUUUUAUAAUGUGGAGAGGGGGAUGUUGGUGGGCAUUGGUCAGUGGUAUAUAAAGGGAGACCUGAUCAACCAUACUCAUCACUAACUCAAGCUGAUUCAACUGCAUCACCUCAACAAUGGCAUUCAAGUUCGUCGUUCUCGCCGCCCUCGUGGCCGUUUCUCAAGCUGGAUUUAUUGGCGCACCGCUUGCCGGCUAUGCAGCAGCACCCGCUCAAUUAGCGUACGCAGCGCCAAUUGCAAAGGCAGUGAUUGCAAAAACUGUUGACGCUGAUUUUGAUCCUCAUCCACAGUACAGUUAUUCCUAUGAUGUUCAAGAUUCAUUGACUGGUGAUUCAAAAUCACAACACGAAUCACGUGACGGUGAUCUUGUACAAGGUAGCUAUUCACUUCUUGAAUCCGAUGGAACAAGAAGAACUGUCGAUUACACCGCUGAUUCAGUGAAUGGAUUCAACGCCGUAGUACGUAAAGAACCAGCUGCAGUUGCCGUGAAAGCAGCUAUUGCCGCUCCAGUUGUUGCCGCCGCCGCAGCUCCAGUUGCCUAUGCGCAUGCUCCAGCUAUUGCCGCUGCCGCUCCAGUUGCCUAUACUCAAUACGCGCAUGCUCCAGCAAUUGCCGCUGCGCCUGCUCAUAUCGCUUACAGUGCACCAGCUGCGCAUUACGCUUACAGCGCACCAUUGUCACAUACAAAAAUCGUUGCUCCCCUCUCAUACGCCAGCCACGCCUACAUCCACUUCGUUGUACUGUCAGCGUUGAUUGCUGCAGCAAAUGCAGGAGCAAUUGGAGCACCAUUAGCCUAUGCAGCACCAACGCUAAUAGCAAAACCAGUGGACGCUGAUUUUGAUCCACAUCCACAAUAUAGUUUUGCAUAUGACGUUCAAGAUUCAUUGACUGGCGAUUUUAAAAGUCAACACGAGACACGUAAUGGAGAUAUGGUACAGGGAAGUUAUUCCCUUUUGGAGGCUGAUGGAACUAAAAGAAUAGUGGACUAUCAUGCCGAUGAUGUUAAUGGAUUUAAUGCAAUUGUUCGUAAAGAAGCUGUGGCUAAAAUUGCCGCACCAGUGAUUACAGCAGCGCCAGCAAAAAUUGCCUAUGCACCCACUGCGCAUUACAGUUACGCAUCGCCAAUUGUUGCUGCGCCUGCGCAACUUUCUUACGCGCAGCAAAUUGCCAAAAUUUCACCUGCCACUGCGCAUAUCACUUACGCUCAACCAAUCGCUAAGCCAGCUUUAACUUAUGGACCACCAAUCGCUAAAAUUCCAGCGGCACCUGUUUUAGCUGCCACCAAAUAUGCAGGUCCACUUUCAUAUAUUGCACAUAUUACAUCCCUCUUGUGCAUGAUAUUGGCGAUGAUUGUCAUUGAGGCAAAAGUCGUUCCAGUAUCUCAUGUAGCACCAGCAGCACCAAUAUUGUCAAGAAUUGAAAAUUUUGAUGCAGUACCACAAUAUAGUUUUGCAUACGAUGUUCAAGAUCCAACGACUGGUGAUUCUAAGGCACAAUUUGAAACACGAAGUGGUGACAUUGUCCAGGGUAGCUACAGUCUCAUUGAAAGUGAUGGUACACGUCGCAUUGUUGAUUACACAAGUGAUCCAAUUAAUGGCUUUAACGCUGUUGUCAAUCGAGAACCAGCAGUAGCCGUUGCUACUGUUCCAGCUGGAAAAAUUGUAGCAUCACCAGCAAUUGCUCAAAGAGUUAUAACUUCACCUGUUGCUGUUCCAGCUGAAAGGAUUUUAGCUUCGCCAUCUGUUGCUGUUCCUGCUCAAAGAAUUAUAACCCCACCUGUUGCUGUUCAAGCUGAAAGAGUUUUAGCUUCGCCAUCAGUUGCUGUUCCUGCUCAAAGAAUUUUAUCCGCACCAGUUGCUGUUCAAGCUGAAAGGGUUUUAGCUUCGCCAUCAGUUGCUGUUCCUGCUCAAAGAAUUAUAACCGCACCAGUUGCUGUUCAAACUGAAAGAAUUGCUGUUCCUGAUCAAAGAUUCUUGACCUCAUCUGUUGCUGUUCCUGCUCAAAGAGUUAUAGCUUCGCCAUCAGUUGCUGUUCCUGUUUCAUCUCCCUAUACUGUACCAACUGCUUAUGCAUCGCCUGUGACUUAUACCUUGCCAAGAGCUGUUGCUUCAAGAUUAACAGUUCCAUUAUCAGCUCCUCUGACAUAUGCAGCUUAUACACUUUAAGAUAUAAUUUUUUUAAAAAAAAUCAUCUUUCAUUGUUUGCAAUUGUUAUACACGAAUACAAUUUAUGUACAUAUGUAAAACUUCUAUUUUUACUACAAUAAACUAUAUUGAAAAUUCAA
Messenger RNA from Leptopilina boulardi, 2312 nucleotides. Its product is annotated as calphotin-like. Bases 145 to 2193 code for a protein of 682 amino acids. The transcript is spliced from 4 exons. The record is from RefSeq and is a predicted model, not a curated record. Lineage: Eukaryota; Metazoa; Arthropoda; Insecta; Hymenoptera; Figitidae. Gene Ontology annotation, cellular component: extracellular matrix.